Messenger RNA from Patiria miniata (bat star), 1275 nucleotides. RefSeq lists its product as uncharacterized. Lineage: Eukaryota; Metazoa; Echinodermata; Asteroidea; Valvatida; Asterinidae. Gene Ontology annotation, cellular component: nucleus. The transcript has a single exon. Gene Ontology annotation, biological process: regulation of DNA-templated transcription. The record is from RefSeq and is a predicted model, not a curated record. The coding region runs from base 1 to 1275 and encodes 424 amino acids.
AUGGAGUUUGCACUGAGAAGUCAAAAAGCUAGAAGUGCAUCCAAUUUUGAUCCAAUGGCUAACAAGCCUACGGAAGCGGAGACUUUCUAUUCAAAUCACAUGAUAGCGAGACCACUGGCGCUUAAAAGCAAGGAGUAUAUCGAAACGUCCACAAAUCGCUCGGAAGGUGAGGGAUCUCCAGGGGAGGCGUGGACAGCGGGCGGACAUCGGUUGCCAAAGAAACUCCGCACCGGCCGAGCGCCAGAAAUGCAUUCUACAAAUUCUCACAGAAUUACUCCGGGCUUGGAAUCGUUCGGAAGCGGGGCAACCGACCCCGGAAAACGAAACAACCUUGUUUCCCUGCCAAGUAAAAGGCAGAUGAAUGAUUCUCGCGGUGUGAGCAGUCCGCAAUUAACGACCUCUGCCGUCGGUUCUGGCGACCCCCUGAAAGCGCCCCCUGCCGGCCAAGCCUAUGCAAUGCCAGCCCAGGUCUCGGGAAAACGCAGCGCAUUUCGGGAAGUGCCCAAACGUCACAAGAUGCCUGCCCAGGGCCCACAGACAUGCGCAAACGCAACACAGCUGAGACCACGUGAUGGGAGAGCGUCACAAGUGGAGAGGCUUAGAAAUGACUUUAAUUUCUCCAGAUCGGAAAUGGCAGUGUCCAAGCAGUUUGUACCUAAUCAGCCGUUCUAUGACACUCAACACUUACUAACAAUGCAUUCUGCAUCCAGCAUACCUCACCAACACUGCAGCGGGAUGGCACGCGGCAAGGAAUCCCCUGCAUCAUCUUUUCAUCCCCUGAAUCGUCGGCCACCAGUGGCGGAUUUCCAAAACCACGCACCAGGGUGUGACCUGCUGAAAAAUAUGAAAAGCAACUCGGGUCUGUGCAAGGAAACAUUUGCCAUGCAGUUUGGCUCCUUUCAAAAUGGCGCCCACGCCGAGCAGUUUUCUCCCUUGCCGUUCGCAUGGCAGCAGCCGCUGGUGCCCACCAGUGUUUUACCGCUGUCACCCAGCGUGCCCGGUCGUCAGUACGACAAUUGGUGCGCCAAGUGUAACGCCAGUUUCCGGAUGACCAGCGAUCUGGUGUACCACAUGAGGACGCAGCACAAGCGGUCCUCGGACGGGAUCCCCAGAGGGGGCGCUGCAAACACCUCGUCCACAUCCGGGAUAUCGGCUGACGGUUUUCGCGGGAAGCGAGCCGAAGAGAAGCUCAAGUGUGAGCGUUGCGGUGAGACCUUCCGAGAGCGCCACCAUUUGACGAGGCACAUGACAUCCCACAACUCGGAUCAUGAAUAG